This is a messenger RNA of Suillus paluster, 813 nucleotides long. RefSeq lists its product as uncharacterized. Lineage: Eukaryota; Fungi; Basidiomycota; Agaricomycetes; Boletales; Suillaceae. The transcript is spliced from 3 exons. The coding region runs from base 1 to 813 and encodes 270 amino acids. The record is from RefSeq and is a predicted model, not a curated record.
AUGAGUCUGGCUUCGCAACUUCCUAAUAGAAUCUGUUUAAUGGAGGGUACAGGUAUCUGUUCUGGGAUUGACAAGGCUGUCGUGCCGUGGAGUGCCAUCGUACAAAGUCAGGAUGACUUUGUGGCCAGAAAGUAUCUUCCGGCGGAUGUAGACUUGAAGGAGCCUUCCAAGUUGCAAAAUUGGGAUACCACCGCCUUGCUCAAUUUCUGGUAUGCUCGGCAGGAGAUGGGUGAAGGUCCGACGUUCCUGUUCAAAGCAUGGAGGAAGAAAGAAGGCAACAUGGUAGAUUCCAUUGUAUCCAAGAAAUCACCUCCUUAUCAGAAGUGUAAGAGGGUGAUGAUCCGGAGACCUCAGGAUUUAUCAACCGAAUCCGAGAGUGAUGCUGAGGGCAAUGCUCAUCCGGACGACGAAGCUGAUGUUGAUUUGGCUGACAGUAGAUCCCUGCAAAAGAGAUCCAGAAGAGCUGCGGGUCCCGCAUCAGCACAUGAAGGAACCGCAGUCCCAUGUUCAAUUUCCAAGCAUCACCCUGUCAAGCCUGCAAAAUCUGGCACCCUCCUGACAUCACGAAUGGGCGACCUCCUGGCUGGCUUAAAUGCCGGAGACACCGGUGAUGUUGAAAAUGCAGUUCCACUGCUGGCCCCGAAGAGUGUCCAGGGGAAGAAAGAUGUGAUUGAGGCACCGGCAAGAACAACUCGGAGUCCGGGCAUCAAGUACCGAACACCAAAUACAGAGGCGAUUGACGAUCGGCGGGGCAACAUCUGGGGGGGGCUCCAGGCAUUGAGUAACACACACCGAGUUCCGGGCGAUCGAUGA